AUGCCAACUUUAAAUGAACCACAUAGAAAAUUGAAAUGUCUCUAUGCAGGAUACAUAUGUAUCGAAUCUAAACUCGGUAUGAGAACAAUGAAUCAGGCUAUUCAAACUGUACUAAAGAACGUACAUCCAAAUCAAUGGCUUCCAGUAUAUGUUUCAAUAUCUCCAUCAACAGUCAAUUUCUAUUAUCAAAAACAUAUUGUUGUAAAUCUUCGCGUUUGCUCAGUUCCAUUUUUUGGGAUUUACAAUAAAGAUGAAAAAAUUUGCGGUAUUAUACAACAUACAGCUGAUAAUUUAUUUUUAUGUCAUGUUUUAACUUGUCCAACAAAUGCUAUGGAACUAUGUAAAACACUUAAAGCAGCUUGUGAAUUACGCUAUCAACAAUGUGUGGACUCAAGAAUGUUUAACACUCACAAACCAAGUAAUAAUUCAUUAGAUGAAUCAAAAACGAGAUUAGUAGGACAUUCAGAUCAGAUAAAGAAUGAACAAAUUUUACACAUGAAUAUCAUCAGUCAAAUGGAAAAAGUAAAGUGUGGAUUAUUUCGAAGAAUCUAUCAACAGAAAAAUUGGGUUAAAUUUAAUUUAUUACCCUAUUCAAGUGAUGUAAGUCUACCGGAUAAGCCAAAAUUCUACGAUGAAUAUAAUAAAGAAACUACUGACUUUCAUCAUUUAUUAUAAUUUAUAAAACUGUACACUAAUUACUGUUAUUCUUCAAGACGAUGUUAGUAACAUAAAUGUCUUACUUUUUAUGCAGUCACUUUAUUAAUGUUUAAACAAUUGCAUUGAA
Schistosoma intercalatum is the source of this 784-nucleotide messenger RNA. The record is from the annotation of a GenBank genome assembly. Lineage: Eukaryota; Metazoa; Platyhelminthes; Trematoda; Strigeidida; Schistosomatidae.